GCCGACCAAUCUACCAGCCUGCCAAUCGACCUUCUCACCAUCCAAACUCUUUUUCCGUUUAUGCUGUGCGGGAGAACAGAUAAGAUUAUUGUUCAGAAAUUAAGCAAAAAACUAUAAAAAAGAUUUAAAAUACACCUGAGCACGAUCGAGGCCUAGACUGCCUCCAGUGUCUGAGACUUCUCUGCUGCAUUCCGUUGGGUCUCUGCGAAACCGGUACUCGUAAGGCAUUGGCGUUUGAUUUGGUGCUGCAUUGCAUUGUCUGUGUCUAUCAUAUUGAAGAAAGGUGGAGGGGCUGCUCUUUGGCCCAAUCCAAUGCAUGCAAACAAUUAGACACUAGACAGAUCUCGCUGCCUCGACCAUUUCUACUCAUAGACGGAUCAUCCACCCAUCCCCUUUGCUACCUUCUCUCGAUCCUGUCCCGUCGAAUUCUCUGAAAGCUGGCCAGCCGUUCAAUUAAGACCAAGCGCAGAUGGCGCCGGUAGAAGCAACAGUUGCGCUCUCGCAUGUUGAGGGGAUCUCCGAUUCCGCCAGAGCCAGAGAAUUAUACAAGUACUACCAACCAACCACUUCCAUAAAUACCGAGACAUGUUUUCCAGCACCCCAAUCAUCCACAGAGUCUGGCAAUCCGGAUUUAGAAGUACAAUCGGAAGUUACCUCAACCAAAAUUUCUUCUCCAGAUACAUCAUUGACAGCAUUCUGCCAACUUGUAUCAUGGAGAUUAGAGGUGCAAAGAGCAAUGAUCAGUCUUAUCGAUGAUGGCACACAGUAUUUCAUUGCAGAAAGCACAAAAUCAUUAAACCUGGUAGACGCAACAAAGCACAAACCAGGUGAUGAAUUGUGGCUCGGCUGUACUUCUGUGUCAAAGGCUGGUAGGUUGUGCGAGAGGUAUGACAAAAGCGAAUUUGAAUUUAAAAUCAAGUCAUCAACUGUGUUUAAUCUCUGCUACAGGACCAUCGAAACUGCCCCAACCUUAUCCGGUGAAGAGUAUCCCUCAUUCAUUGUCAAUGAUUUAACCUUGGAUGACCGAUUCAAUCAACUUUCUUUUGUCACUGAAGCCCCACACCUCAGAUUUUAUGCAGGAGUUCCACUUAUCACCAAGCGAGGCAUACCGAUUGGAAGUUUAUUUGUGGUCGAUAGUCAAGCCAGGCCCGGACUCUCCAAAGAUGAUAUCUCUUUCUUGGGCACAAUGGCAUGCACUGUUAUGAAGCAUCUAGAGUUAAAUCGAGAGGUGGAGGAACACCGACGUGGCAUGAAGAUGAGCAGAGGUCUUGCAUCAUUCGUCGAAGGUCGUGCAGAACUCGAAGAGGCAGACAUGGAAGCAGAAGAUGGAGAAGGUACAAAGAUUGUUGGACAGUUUGAAACAGACACCGGGAUCAGACGUCCCAAGUCAAAGUCUUCGUCAUCGACAAGGAUGUCGAGUGCUACGUCUCUUUCUCUUAGCAAUGUUAAAGAAAAGGGGCAUGUAACGUUAACGUCAACUUCAACGAUUCCUACAAGGAUAGAGGAUACUAUUUUGACAUCGGAACGAUCGGGUUCAAUUGCCAGUGAACGACCAGGCAUGGAGUCCACACAGUACUCCUCUUAUGGAGAGACUAGCACAACUGAGCAGUCGCCUUCCGAGAUGUGUAAGACCGAUACCCCCGACGAGGAGUUUACCGAAGCUUCGGCUUUAAAGUUGCUCUUCUCACGCGCUUCCAAUCUUAUUAGGGAGGCGUUCGAGGUAGACGGCGGGGCUGUAUUUUACGAUGCACAAAAAGGUUUCAGCAGUGAUACGCAAACUUCUAACUUGGAACCAUCUGUUACUGAUAGCCAGACAAGUGGUGACGAUGAAAUGAGCAACGGAUACAAUCAUCAAUCCUCGAUUUCACGACCUUUCACUCGGUCAUCGACCAUGUCACAAACACGAGAAAUUGAGAUUUUAGGAUUUUCCACCCCGGAAGCAUCAUCGAUUAAUGGCGAUCCAUAUCCAGGCACUCAUACGUUCUUACCAUUCGAGGAGAAAUCGUUACAUCAGUUUUUGCGCCGGUAUCCACGCGGAAAACUUUGGACUUUUGAUUCGGAUGGAUCUCUGUCCUCAGCGUCAGAUGAUGAAAUCCUCAAAGGUUAUAGAUCUUCCGCGAGACGAGGCAGAAAUCAACAACGUGGAAAGAACAAAAUCGCCAGGGCUGCAGCAGAUGGAAAAUUUCUGUCGAAUCAUUUUCCUGGUGUCCGCCAGUUGUUAUUUGUUCCACUUUGGGAUGCUGGCCGUUCUCGCUGGCUCAGUGCAUGCUGUGUUUGGUCAACGGAACCCACACGUAUUCUAUCUAAGCAAAACGAAUUGUCAUUUCUCACUGCAUUUGGAAAUAGUGUCAUGGCUGAAUGUUCUCGUAUAAGUACCGAAGUUGCUGAUCAGAAGAAGAGUGACUUUAUUGGAAGUAUUUCUCACGAAUUGAGAAGCCCGCUGCACGGAAUACUUGCGUCUGCAGAGAUAUUAGAUGAUCUUUCAUUGCCAAAUCUUGCUCAAGAACUUGUUGAAACUAUUGACAGUUGUGGCCGUACCCUCUUGGAUACUAUUAAUCAUAUUCUGGACUUUUCCAAAAUUAGUAGUCUUGAGAAGAAUUGGCGUAGAAAUCGUCGGGGCUCCACGAAACGAAGAUCGCAAUCUAGUACUAAUGGUCCCCUGGCUUUACAACAAUCCGAUUUACCUAUGAUUAAUCUGUUUGCUCCUGUGGAUGUAGCGGUUCUUUGUGAAGAGGUUGUUGAAAGUGUUUUUGCUGGUUAUGUUUUUCAAAACGUCACAGCAAAAACUUUCGAUAUGGUUCAUGAUGUACAUGACAAAAGCUCGGAUACUAAAAGACAAUCAGGAUUGCUUGCCAUGUCGUCUUCAGGAAACCAAACCCCACAAGUUUCAGUCAUCCUGGACAUUGCUCUAGAUGAUUACAAUUUUACUACCCAGCCCGGUGCUUUCCGAAGAAUUAUCAUGAACUUGCUCGGAAACGCUUUGAAGUAUACGUCACACGGCUAUGUACGGGUCAAGUUAGAGACCGCCAAACUAGAUGAUCUUAACGUUCCUGGUGAUGGGAAAACUCCGAGAUCCAUGAUAAUUUUGACAGUGACCGACACAGGAAAGGGCAUAUCCAACGAGUUCCUUAGAUCGAAGCUUUUCACUCCAUUUGCUCAGGAGAAUACUCUCUCAAGUGGAACUGGAUUGGGAUUGUCUAUUGUAAGAAGUAUUAUUAACCUACUUGAAGGAGACAUUACAAUUGAUAGCGAGCUGGGACGUGGUACUGAAGUCAGAGUCACCUUGCCACUUCUUCGCGAAAUACCAAAAGAUACAUCAGCACCAGCCACACCAAAAGCUGUAACUUCGCUGUUGCGUGAGACAGACGAAUCAAUAUCAUUAUUGCGAAGUGAGAUAAGCGGACGUGAAGUAGGCCUCUUCAAUUUCAAUCCUCCUACUAUAGAUCCUAUACUUGCAAGGAAGGGAAAGUUUCUCGAAGGGUCCGUCAGAAAUUUCCUUACAAAUUGGUAUGGUCUGAAGAUUGUGCCAUUAUCGAAAAACCCAGAUAUUAUCAUAGCCAACGCUCCAGACUUGUCUGUUCUCGCGAAUCUCCGUAAAAUGCUCCCUCGCCAAAGUAAACCGUCAAUUUUGGUUCUGUCGCCACACUCUUCACGCUUCCACCACUCAUUCGCAGAAGCUGGCAUGAGAGGCAAUGUCACCGUAGUAGCAAAACCAGUGGGCCCACUCAAACUUGCAAGAGCACUUCGAUCUUGUCUUGAAGGUGUGACAACUACAAUUAGUACAGCCAUCACUCCCGAUCCAUCUGGCAUCGGGCAAGCUAGCACUAAUGAUCUUAGUAACGUCUUUGAGGAUUUGCUUAUAUCUCCGAAUGGUGGCGAAGUUCUGGAUAAUAGUCGUAUGGCAGCUGAUAGCGAGAAUGCCCGGAAAGCUAUUGAAUCACCGACACCAAACGCACUUGUUGAGAAGGGCAAAGAAUUCCCAUUUCCUCUACCUUCAGGCGGUAAAAACUCUGUUGCAAACGGAGAACUUUCCCUGGAUAAUGACCUUCUCACUCCCAUAGCUUCAAGCUUUGGUCUCACAUCUCUCCCUAAUCCACCAGCUGGGUAUGUGACUAGUCACCCAUCUAUUUCUUCAAGCACAGCUACAAGUACACGCCAACCUUCAAUCGCGAUCGCAGAUUCUGACCCCUUUACACCAAAUCUACUUUUAGUAGAUGACAACAUGAUAAAUCUCAAACUUUUGCGUCACUUUAUAACGAGGUUGGGAUACACAACGGUUCACGAGGCAGAAAAUGGACUUGAAGCAGUGAAGAAAGUUGAGGAACGACCAGAGGGAUAUGAUAUUAUUUUCAUGGAUAUAAGUAUGCCAAUUCUAGAUGGAUUCGAUGCCACAAAAGAAAUUCGGAAAUUGGAAAAGUCAAGACGAGAGCGAGCAAUAAUCAACGAUGGAAUAGACAAGGGCGAGAAGAAAAAUGAAGCACUAGUGGUGGCACUGACGGGUUUGGCAGGUAAAGAUGAUGUGGAGAAGGCGAGAGCUUGUGGCAUUGAUCUUUUUAUGACGAAGCCAGUAGCCAUGAAGGAAGUUAGAAAGAUGUUGGAGAAUUGGAGGGCUAACCAAAAGAACUGAAUUGGGACGUGGAUAACCCCGAUGAGUGGAGACAUUUGAACGGAAUGAUGGAAUGAUGGGUAUGAAUACGAAUCUUAAAGGGACUUGCAUUUUGAGGCGUUAUGGAAACAUCAUGGCAGCAUCAAAAUUGGGACAUGGAUAUCUGGGAAUUGUAACAAUAUGGAGGGACGGAGUGAUAAAAUUCGGUGUGGCGUUUGGCUUUGGGCUUUGAACUUUUGAGAGAGUGUGGCUUCUAUAUACCCGGGUGUAAUGCAUGAAAUUUGUGCUUGAGAUGGAUGUGGCCUCUUGGUUUUAGGGAUGUGGGGAUUCUUCAAGUUGGAUGGAAGGAAAUGAAUUAGUGUGGAAUGUGAAAUAAGAUACCCUGGGGGUGGAGCGAUGGUGUGAGGGGAGGAUUGUGGUGAUGAUUGAUGGGAUAGAUGAACAGAUAUGUAUUAUAUGAGAUGAUGAAGAAAUCAGUGAAGAAAUCUUUAGGUACA
Messenger RNA from Botrytis cinerea B05.10, 5103 nucleotides. RefSeq lists its product as hypothetical. Gene Ontology annotation, biological process: phosphorelay signal transduction system; phosphorylation. NCBI's taxonomy places the organism in Eukaryota, Fungi, Ascomycota, Leotiomycetes, Helotiales, Sclerotiniaceae. The record is from RefSeq and is a predicted model, not a curated record. Gene Ontology annotation, molecular function: phosphorelay sensor kinase activity; protein binding. The coding region runs from base 470 to 4627 and encodes 1385 amino acids. The transcript has 7 exons.